AUGGCGACUUUUCCCGCCAAAGCCGCGAAGAGUGACCAGAAGUUCGGGAAGGCGGUCAAGAUGGUGCUGUGGAGCGAGAAGCCGAGACAACAGAAGAGGGAUGAGACGAGAGACAGCAUCUUCGUCCGCUACUGUGACAACACUUCCGUCCAUGGCAUUCGAUAUCUAUCGGAGAAGGGAUUACAUUGGACUGAGAGAUUGACCUGGGGAAUAAUUGUCGGCAUGGCUACUUUUGGUGUUAUCUACGUCUCCAUCUUGCUCUCGGAGAAAUACCAGACCAGCCCUCUGUCAACUGUUGUGGAGGACACAAACUUUCACAUCAGCGAAAUUCCCUUUCCGGGCAUUGCAAUCUGCAACAGUCAUAGGAUCAACACCCGGAAAGUUGACGACGCCAUCAAGAGAUACUUGCCUAACGGAACCAAGGAAGACAUUUUAACUUUCGAACUCCUCUUAAAUGCUCUGGAAAUUCUGGACUUCGGAUCUUACGAGGAAUUUGAGUCGUUACUACCCAGAAACAUAUCAAAUCUCAUGGGAAUCAACAUAACGAAGCUGAUUAUAGAAUUGCGCUACACUUGCCAGGAUCUGUUUAAGGAGUGCUGGUGGCGAAGCAAAUCCAUUCCUUGCUGUGACAUCUUCAAGAUGGAUGAGGAGUUGAAGCUGUGGCGCACGACGAGCUACAACGAAUGGAGCGGAUUUCGAGGAGUUAUCCAAUCUUAUCAUGGUCGCGUGCGAAGGUAUACAUAUCCAGUUGGAGUUCUGGUAAUAGUCCAUCAUCCGUACGAGUGGCCACAGCAGGCGAAGUUUAUACCUGAGGGAACGAGCGUGUCCAUUGGCAUUCAGCCCACAGCAUUUUAUGCAUCAUCUGAUGUAAGAAGAUUAACGUCCACUGAGCGUCAAUGUAUUUACAAAGAGGACAUUUCCCAUCGGGAGGAGAUUAUGAAGCUGCGAGCGCUUCCAUAUCUGCGAGCCAAUUGCAUGUCAGAAUGUCGACAGCGCGCAAUGAUGGCGUACUGCAACUGCACUCUCGACUUCUUCUACCCAUCCGGUAUUUACGCGCCCUGCAAUAUUGGCGGUCUCGUGUGCCUCAAUCGAUACAACGAGUGCUCAAGAAUCGACUACAGUGUGGAAUUGUUUGAGAAUUUGGGCAUGGAGACCACCGACAAUUCCGUGGCUCUGGAUAUACACUUCAAGUCCUCCACGAUGCUGCGGUACAGGACGGAUGUGACAUUCGGGUGGCUGGACUUAAUGGUUGCAUUCGGCGGAAUUGCCGGUCUCUUUCUCGGCUGUUCGCUGCUUAGUGGAGCAGAAUUAGUUUAUUAUCUUACAAUUGGCUUAUUUUGGCACAACACCAACCCUCAGCAACACCGUCCGCCCCAGCACGCCCAGAGGCCCAGAAUUAAUACCAUUUCUCAUGGCAUUGAGCAUGUCCAGCAACAGUGGAGAUUGGCCAAGGGGAACAUGUUUAUUGUGGAGGCGAGCUAUUUUCAAUCCGCCAAAUAG
Molecule: messenger RNA, 1500 nt
Organism: Phlebotomus argentipes
Lineage: Eukaryota; Metazoa; Arthropoda; Insecta; Diptera; Psychodidae
Product: sodium channel protein Nach-like
Exons: 10
Coding region: 1-1500 (499 amino acids)
Biological process (GO): sodium ion transmembrane transport
Cellular component (GO): membrane
Molecular function (GO): ligand-gated sodium channel activity
Source: RefSeq, a predicted model, not a curated record